This is a messenger RNA of Penicillium lagena, 1608 nucleotides long. RefSeq names its product copper fist DNA-binding domain-containing protein. Bases 1 to 1608 code for a protein of 535 amino acids. Gene Ontology annotation, molecular function: DNA-binding transcription factor activity, RNA polymerase II-specific; RNA polymerase II cis-regulatory region sequence-specific DNA binding; copper ion binding. The record is from RefSeq and is a predicted model, not a curated record. The transcript is spliced from 3 exons. Gene Ontology annotation, cellular component: nucleus. Gene Ontology annotation, biological process: intracellular copper ion homeostasis; positive regulation of transcription by RNA polymerase II; intracellular iron ion homeostasis. NCBI's taxonomy places the organism in Eukaryota, Fungi, Ascomycota, Eurotiomycetes, Eurotiales, Aspergillaceae.
AUGCCUCUCGACGAAGAAGGAGCCAAAUGGUCUUGUGAACCAUGCAUCCGCGGCCACCGAUCCUCCAAAUGCCAGCACUUCGACCGGCUCAUGAUGAAAGUUCCCAAAGCAGGCCGGCCACUUGCAAAAUGCCCUCACCCCAAGGGAACCUGCAGCUGCCAGAAGACCUAUGCCGUCAUGGUCCGGAUUCCGAAAGGCUCUGGUUGUCUGUGUCGACCACUGUACCAAGUCCCUUUGGAUUCUAAUGGUGAGCCACAGUCGACCCCGUCUACUAUGGCUCCAACCGCGUCGCCCACGCCGGGCAAGAUCCAAAAAUCGGGAAGAAGGCAAAGCAGCCUCCAGGCGGCACCCGAGAACAUCGCCAAGGCCUUUGAUGCUAUGCCUGGUCCGAUCAAUAUGAAAUUUGAAAACGAUGCGACAAAUCAGUCAUUCAAUUUCGCGUCUCAGCCUGAAUUGGACGGCGCGCACACCACCAACCACGACAUCAGCGACCGAGCAUCGUCUGAUACCGCACAAAUCGCCAACAGCACUCCGCAGCCAACACAACAGAGAUCCGCAUGCUGUGCCCAGAAAUCUCAGAUGCCUGCACCAGCCCCCAAUGGGUCUUGCUGUGGAAAACCUGCAACUUCCUCGACAGACGACUCUGUCCCCUCGGACUUGCCGGAGCACAAUAAUGUCCAGCAUUCAUCAUGGGCCAAUAUGUCUUAUGAACAAUUUUCAGCCCCACAGAUGUCUUCCUGGCAGACCUCCGCUUCGUCUCCGCAUGGGAAAUUCAUGGAAUUCGGCAUGGAUGAAGCUCAACCUCAACCAACGUUUUACAUGAACGGACACACGCAACACAUGUCUACGCCACAGUCGAUGAUGUAUCCAGACCAACUAUCUGGACUUGGAAUCAAUCAGACUGCCUUUCCAAUGCAGCACCAGAAUGCCUCCAACAAAACAGUUGGUGGUGAAUCCUGCACCGAUUGUCAGUGUGGAGACGAUUGCCAAUGCCUAGGAUGUUCCACUCACCCCUUCAACAAUACAACUCGACAGCACGUCCAAGAAAUGGGUGUCAUGAUGACUUUCGACAGUGAUGAUCAGACCCCGGACGGGGUUGCCAGCGCCCAUCCAUCCUCGCCAUUCCCAGGAGGCACAAUAACCCCGCUAAACCUCUCCUUCAUGCAGCACACACCCUCAGUGGAUCCCAGUGCUCAGCAGGACUACGCUUUUGCGCCUUACUCAGACCCCAACUUAAAUUUUCCAAACGGUUAUUCUUCUCCUAUGUCAGCCAACCAUCCAUUCAGCGAUCAGUUGAUGCACCCUUCGGAGUACUAUACCCUCGAAUACCCGGUUGGGCUCCCAAGUGUCUGUUCCAACAUCACGGGAAGCUGUCAAUGCGGCAGCGACUGCAGCUGCGUCGGCUGUCUCACGCACAGCGGCCACAACGGCGUUCCACUGGAAUCCCCUAUCCCGGACGGAUCCAUCGCCGGAACACCAGAGCAGAACCCUCCCUCUCAUUCUACCAUGGCAAGCCCCUCUCACCAUCAAACGUCACGGAUCCCAGUGCUGGAUAACAUCUCAGUCCCGUGCCUGAGCCCGCGCACGUUGGAGACAUCCUUGAUUUAA